Molecule: messenger RNA, 693 nt
Organism: Penicillium argentinense
Lineage: Eukaryota; Fungi; Ascomycota; Eurotiomycetes; Eurotiales; Aspergillaceae
Exons: 3
Coding region: 1-693 (230 amino acids)
Biological process (GO): transcription initiation at RNA polymerase III promoter
Cellular component (GO): RNA polymerase III complex
Source: RefSeq, a predicted model, not a curated record
AUGAGGAUAAUUGACCCCCAGUCCGCCGUCCUCACCAACGUUGAGGUGCUGGCCUACCUGUCAUCCAACCCACCCCGCCGCCCUCCAAACCCGCCUCCAAAUGCACGACGAAACUGGGUUCCCAGUCCGGAUUUGCGGGACCAUAACACGGUGGUGAAAGAGAUUCAUAACUACAUUGCUCGUAUCUCCCCUCAUAUCCUCAAAUACCCACGCUACUCCCAUCGACCCUCAUCCUCGCAAUCACAAUCUCAAGCUGCAAUGACAGGCACUUUGAGAGCCAACGGCACCACCGACGCCGAGAACAGUGCUGUCAUGCCUCAAAUCCAAUCCUCGGAGCCGACACCUAUGGACCAGGCUAUCCGGGACCUCAUCACCAAGUUGAAGCCUUACAAACUCACCAAGGCGGAGCUCGUCAUGGUCUUGAAUUUAGGGCUAGGCGUGCCGAGCGGCCAAUCCGAUGCUGCUCAACAGGAGAAUGGAAUGGCGAAUGGGGAUGAUGCGAUGGAGAUUGAUGGGGGACAAGUCAAUGGGGAUGGGGAAGAGCAUGAAGAAGGCGAAGGAGAAGAUGAUGGUGGUGCGAUGGCGCUCUUUGAUACCGUAAUUGAGGAGCGUGAGGGUCGAAUGACAGAUGAGGAUGUGGCGACGAUCCUGGGCAUUGUUCGAGAGACGCUUCAUGAGAAAUAUGCUAGUUGA